Messenger RNA from Fusarium vanettenii 77-13-4, 1563 nucleotides. RefSeq lists its product as uncharacterized. The transcript is spliced from 8 exons. Gene Ontology annotation, cellular component: nucleus. Gene Ontology annotation, biological process: positive regulation of transcription from RNA polymerase II promoter by galactose. The annotation marks the transcript as partial. Gene Ontology annotation, molecular function: DNA-binding transcription factor activity, RNA polymerase II-specific; RNA polymerase II cis-regulatory region sequence-specific DNA binding; zinc ion binding. Lineage: Eukaryota; Fungi; Ascomycota; Sordariomycetes; Hypocreales; Nectriaceae. The record is from RefSeq and is a predicted model, not a curated record.
UGCAAUGGCGGGCGACCCAGGUGCGAUGCAUGUGAGCGGCUAGGAUUUGAAUGUUUAUAUGAGCAGCAAGAGGCCUCAGCCAAUCUCCUAGUUCCAAAAGAUCUCUUCGCCGCAUUAGAGACAAGAGUCAAGCUCUUGGAGACAAAGCUUGAACUACAGAAUGGCCGGCUGGCUGCCAGAAGAACCGACGAUGUCCACCAGGACUCACUCGCUUGUCGGUCCAGUGAUGUAAUAGUGAAUAUCGAAGGGUGUCAUGACAGCUCUAUAGACCAGAGCAUGACUGACGGUAUGGCCGUGUCGUUCGUCGAUGAGCAAGACUGUGGGUUCUUUGGUCCAUCCUCAAACAUCGCCUUCAUGCGUCACAUACUACGGGCCAUAAAAAAGAGACAGUCGGCUCACCGCAGACUAUCUUCUCAAGCCUCAGCGUCUGAGUUCGGCACUUACGAGGGUGGUGUCCGUUUUCGAGCAAGUGGUUUCAGAACUAAUGUUCGUCGUACCUGGCUAGGGCUUCUGAACAUGAUCUUUGCCAUGGCCACUUGCACCUCUUGUUGGGAGGAAUCAGGAAGCGACUAUCGAUUUGAGCAAUCAGACGUUUAUUACCGUCGUGCUCGUGAGCUUUGCCAAACACAGAUGUUUCGUGGUACCACCCUUGAAAUAGGUAAGACGAUCACUCUUGAUCAAUGCUCCUCGGAAAGACAUCUGUACAGAAUCAUGGGAAGAAUAAUCACGACAUUAUAUGGUAGUAACCUCGGAUGCGAUGAGCAGCCAACAGAAACUGUCACGAUGACCUCAAUAAUCCAAUUUGGACAAGAGCUCACGGAAUGGCAACACAACUUACCUCCACAGCUGGCCCUCCGCAGCUCAACUGACCUCCCAAAAGAAGGGGAGAUCCAGGACUCUACAACUGAGCGAGUCCGCUUGAUAUUAACCCUGAGAUAUCUCAACGUCCAACUUCUCCUUCAUCGACCUACCUUUAUCCGAUCAUUGGGUGCCUUGCUAAGGGACCCCAUGACCUCAACUCGCAACCCAGCCCCCGUCAAUCAUAUGCAGUCCAGCUUUGACAGAACCUUUGUUCAGGUGGCGGAGAACAUCAUUGAGAUCAUUUAUACGGUACUGACGAGACCGGAUCUUGGACGUCAUCUCAUUGGUGCAUGGUGGUUCACUCUAUACUACGCGUUCAGUGCAGCACUAGCAAUCUUUGGAAGCCUCGUUAUCUUCCAAGACAACGAUGUAGAGGGUGUACACGACACCGACCGCCUUGAGCGGGCCAAGCGGUCUCUCACGCAAGCUUCAGAGGCAUUGUUGCGAAUGGGAACUGAGAACAUGAUCAUAUCACGCUGCGUCGACUUUUUGCAGCAGCUUCUACGAGCAGUAAACGCUUGGGGUAAGUCAACCAUUCUGCUUAAGCGAUGCCUCGAGAAUGGAAACUUUGACCUCGAGUCCGAUCUGUUUUCCACAAUGCCAGCGUUUGAUGCUUCAGCGGUUGGGUUGGGAGACGACAUUGAGUUAGGGCAUUUCUUUGCUGCCGACUUUCAGAGGUGGUUUGAACGGAACCAUUGGUAA